This is a messenger RNA of Synchiropus splendidus (mandarinfish), 2044 nucleotides long. RefSeq names its product ankyrin repeat, SAM and basic leucine zipper domain containing 1 (gene asz1). Gene Ontology annotation, cellular component: pi-body. The transcript is spliced from 13 exons. The record is from RefSeq and is a predicted model, not a curated record. Gene Ontology annotation, biological process: piRNA processing. NCBI's taxonomy places the organism in Eukaryota, Metazoa, Chordata, Actinopteri, Syngnathiformes, Callionymidae. The coding region runs from base 63 to 1478 and encodes 471 amino acids. Gene Ontology annotation, molecular function: protein binding.
CGUCGCGUUUAGCUCACUCGGCACGUGCGAUGAGGCUAAGCUAAACUCUAGUCGAUGGAAAUAUGGACCAGCAAAUGAAAUAUGCAUUUCCUGCGGGAGACGAACUGGACGACAGCGAUGAAGAUUGGCAUUUGGGAAGCGUAACAGACGUUAGGACUCCGUCAUGCUACCAGGACACUGUAACCAAUAAGCUGCUUGGAGAUGAUGAUGUGACACUGCUGAAACAGGCUGCCAGCAAAGGAGAUGUUGAAGCUGUGGAACGUCUUCUGGAUAAGGGUAUGGAUGUGGACACUAAACUCAGCUAUGACUGGACGCUUCUUAUGUGGGCCGUCAAUGUAGCACACUAUGAUCUUGCGAAAGUGCUACUGGACAGAGGAGCCAGCGCCAAUUAUAGCAAAGAUAACUGGACCGUCCUAAUGGCUGGCUGUGUGGCAGCAGCAAGUGAAGAUGAAGUUUCUCGCUGUGUGGAACUACUGCUCUCCAGAAAUGCAGAUCCUAACAUGGGGGACAGCUCUCAGAUGACUUGCCUGAUGUUUGCAGCUCGGGACGGUCGAGCUAAAGUCAUCAACAUCCUGGUGUCACAUGGAGCCAACGUCAACCUCCAAGAUUCUAAAGGAUAUACUGCUUUGUUUUUUGCUGUGCAGUACAACCAAGAGGAGGCUGUGCUGAAGCUCCUGCAACUGGGAGCGAACAAAACCACCAGGAACAAGUUUAAUCAGAGCCCUGCGGAUCUUGCGGAGCAGCUGAAGCACAAACAGAUAUUCAAAAUCCUGACCUCUUCAACCAGUUCACCUUUCAGUAGCAACUCCAUGACUCUCUUGAAGAGUGACUCUGAACCCCUUACAGUCUGUGAAAGUGCAAACAAACUAAAUGAUGUGGAGCUCUUCCUUUACGGCCUCGGACUGAGCCACCUUACUGAAAUCAUGAUUGAUCAUGACAUCACCCUGAACCAGCUAUUAACCAUGGAGGAGAAUGAGUUGCAGAAGAUUGGUGUCAUAGAUCCACAGGACAAGGAAAAAUUGAUGAGCGCUGUGGAAGAACUGCAACCAGACCAAGUGGACUUGAGCAUUACUGAGCUUGGAGAGUCCAACACUGGGGCUGAGGAGCUGCACAACUUCCUGAUGAGUGUCCAUCAGCAGUGCUCUUACCUGUCAGAUUUGAUCCAUGAUGUCACCAAUCGCUUCCCACAGCACCCCUCUCAGCUGGUCUUCCCACUGGACCCCAAGAAAGAGGCGCAGACUGUCUGUAAUCAGCUGGUGAUCCAGACAGAAGUCUUGCAGAAAGAAGUCAUUUGCCUCCGCAAACUUUUGAGCCAGAUGGAAGAGGCCAAAGAUUGCUGCCCACUUCCCAAACUCUCAUCUGCCCCCCGGAGGCCACGACACAGAACUGCACUGGGCAUUAUGGGAGUGUCCCUCAUUCUCCUGCUCGUGUAUGGAGCGGCUGGUGGAAAGGUCCAUCGGCAAAUGUUGACGUGGUAGUUUUCUGGACCACUCAGUCACUUUGUUUUGAUGAACACGCUUCCUUUAAAGAUAUUGUUUUGAAAGGUCGGUCGCACAUGUCAGGCGAUUCUUAUUUCCGGAUUUGACUUUGAGUUUUGUGUUUUAGAAUGGAACUGUGGAGUUUUUAUUCCAAAGUUUCUGUUUGCACUGUUUUAAAUUAAAAAUGGUGAGCCAACUUACACUUGAAUUGUGUUUUACAAAAGAAAAUGUAUUUGGCAAGUUUCCCUCUCUCAUUUCCUCCCACGGUGCUGAUAAUUACAGCACAAAUAGCUUGUGAGUUGCUCUCAGUGGCCCGCGAUCUGUCCUUGAUGCCUUAUGUCCUGGCCUGAAGUGACCACAAUGUGCUGAAGACAGUCGACACAUUUCUAAGGUGAGAGAUUUCUGUUUGGUCUGAGGAAUUCAUUGUUAGUGUGUUCAUCAAACUCCAAAUCCAACUCUAGUGGUUGAUGGUAGUAUACUGAGAAACGCUGUAGUUGACUAUAAGAACUUUACAUGACAGGAUGGCAAGGUUACAUUUCUGUUUUACCUCACCUCAGGACUCUUCA